Molecule: messenger RNA, 783 nt
Organism: Eremomyces bilateralis CBS 781.70
Lineage: Eukaryota; Fungi; Ascomycota; Dothideomycetes; Eremomycetales; Eremomycetaceae
Product: ribosome biogenesis protein N
Exons: 5
Coding region: 1-783 (260 amino acids)
Biological process (GO): maturation of LSU-rRNA; maturation of 5.8S rRNA
Cellular component (GO): nucleolus; preribosome, large subunit precursor
Source: RefSeq, a predicted model, not a curated record
AUGCCUUACCACGAUUACAUCGACCGCUGGCGAAAGCGCCACGGACGCAGGCUCGAUCAUGAAGAGCGGACACGGAAGCGAACAGCCCGUGAGGCGCAUAAGGCAUCCUAUGAAGCGCAGAAUUUCCGUGGCCAUCGGGCCAAGAUGCUCCAGCAGCGGCGACACAAGGAGAAGAUCGAGAUGAAGAAGAAGAUCAAAAUGCAUGAGGAGCGAGAUGUUAAAUCUUCGACGGCGCCCGAGCCUUCCACGCCUUUACCACAGUAUCUCCUUGACCGGUCCAAUCCGACGAACGCGAAGGCAUUGUCAAGCGCGGUUAAGAACAAGCGGUCCGAGAAGGUGGCGAAGUUCAGCGUCCCACUGCCGAAGGUCCGUGGUAUCUCGGAGGAAGAGAUGUUCAAAGUGGUCCAUACGGGAAAGAAAACGAAAAAGAAGGCGUGGAAGCGAGUCGUCACGAAGCCCACGUUCGUUGGGAACGAGUUCACUCGACGACCGGUCAAAUACGAGCGCUUUAUCCGGCCCAUGGGUCUCCGAUACAAGAAGGCCAAUGUUACCCACAGGGAGUUGGGCGUCACGGUUCAACUGCCGAUCAUUUCAGUCAAGAAGAACCCGCAAAAUCCGAUGUACACCCAGCUUGGUGUAUUGACUAAGGGAACCAUCAUCGAGGUUGAUUGUAGUGAACUUGGAUUGGUGACCCCUGGAGGCAAGGUGGUCUGGGGUCGAUGGGCCCAGGUGAUGAACAACGUUGAGAUGGACGGAUGUGUCAACGCCGUCCUCCUGGUCUGA